This is a messenger RNA of Talaromyces rugulosus, 2436 nucleotides long. RefSeq lists its product as uncharacterized. The transcript is spliced from 6 exons. Gene Ontology annotation, biological process: mycotoxin biosynthetic process. Gene Ontology annotation, molecular function: lyase activity. Bases 1 to 2436 code for a protein of 811 amino acids. Lineage: Eukaryota; Fungi; Ascomycota; Eurotiomycetes; Eurotiales; Trichocomaceae. The record is from RefSeq and is a predicted model, not a curated record.
AUGGCUUCUUUCUGGGCCAAAAAAUGGCAAUACUUCGGACUCGCCAAAUACAAAAGUUUAAAAACGGAUGAGUUUGACGAUGCCGAAAAGGAUAGUGGUGUCAGGCGACACUUAGUGCACGGCAGUGAGAGCACAAGUUCACUUUCCUCUGGGUCCGGUUCGAAAGCUCAGUACGAUGACGAUGAUGAAGAAAGAGGUGCUAAUCAUCGUUCGUGGUCAACACGCAGCAAACUGUUGAUGGUUGUCAACCUCGUUGUUUUCUGUUCCUCAUUGGCUUUGUUUUUCACUGGGUUUUACCGUCAGUCAUCAAUGCCAAAUUCUGCUUACAGAAAAGUGUCUACCUGGUCCCCAGUUAUGGAUGACAUGGAAAUCCCCUUUGUCGAAAAACAAGUACAAGGUGGCUUAUUCCCUGCUACGAAGGCCGAAGAUCAAUUGCUUGGUCGUCGCGAGCCUAGCCCAGAAACUGAUGAUCUGUGGUUGGACUACGAGAUCCAGCGCCCGUUUCUGCUCACUCGAGAGCAAGUCAUCGAACUCGGAAAGGACCCUGAAAAGACAGUCAAGUACCCUGACGAUGUCUUUGGUCUCGGAACCGAGGCUUACAUGGGAGGAAUGGACGUCUUCCAUGUGCUACAUUGUUUCAAUACCAUCCGCAAAGAGGCUUUCAAAGACUACUACUUUGACGGAGAACAGUACCAUAUGGAGGGAUAUGGUGAGGAAUCGCAGCCAAAGCGCCGCCAUUCUGAGCUCUUCUGGGUCCAUCUCCGCCAUUGCACAGACAUUAUCGUGCAGUUCCUCAUGUGCAAUGCCGACACGACAAUGACCACCAUGACCUGGCUCGAGACGCAGGAACGCCCGUGGCCGGACUUUUCCGUGAACAAAAAGUGCGUCGACUUCGACACUCUUGUGCGCUGGCGUGACGAAAACGCCCUAAAUAUUUCGCAAGCCGGUCUCGUCAGGCGGCCACCUGGUGCGCCGGAGACAAAAAUGAGCGAGGAGUACUGGAGGAUACCUUUACACGGACAAUCUUCGCUACCGCAAAAGAUGUCCUCUUCUAAUAAGACCCUCGGUGCAACCCGCACUGAAAAGUUGGCACAAUGGGCUGUUAAUUUGCAAUAUCAGGAUAUCCCACAGGAAGUGAUAGAACGCACAAAGGAGCUGUUCCUCGACUGGCUUGGAUGUGCUAUAGCUGGCCGACAUCACCCCGCUGUCUCGGCCAUAGCGCGAUAUACCACUGAGAUGGGCCCUACAGCAGGCAAGAAAAGCGAGUUUGUGGAUGGGUCUAUUGGCUUUUUGACAUCUCCGGCUUUUGCUGGGUUGGUGAAUGGAGCUUCCUCUCAUGUAGUCGAACAGGAUGAUCUUCACAAUCGAAGUAUGAUGCACCCGGCCACUGUAAUUUUUCCCGCGGCUCUAGCAGUCGCUCAAGAUAUACAGGCAAAUGGGAAAGAAUUCAUCGCCGCCUGUGUAGUUGGCUACGAAGUCGGUUGCCGUGUAGGAGAAUAUUUGGGAAAGAAUCAUUACGAAAUGUUUCAUUCAACAGCCACCGGGGGAGUUAUCGGUGUCGCAGCUGCUGUCGGCCACCUUUUGAAACUCGACCUAGAUCGCAUGCUUUCUGCCAUCGGGACUGCGGGAACCCAGGCAGCUGGUCUAUGGCAAUUUUUGAUCGAUGCAUCACAUUCAAAGCAGGUUCAUACCGGCAAAGCAUGUUUCGAUGGCAUUUUUGCUGCGUACACGGCCCGGGACGGCCUACUCGGUCCACGAGAUAUCCUCGAGGGCCCGCGGGGGAUGGGGAAUGCAUAUGGACGAGGUAGUACGAAGCCCGAGGCUAUCGACCGAAAUCUAGGCCAAGAAUUUGCAGUUCUCUUAUCCAGCUUUAAGUGGCAUGCGUCCUGUCGACACACCCACCCAAGCGUCGAUGCUCUACUAAGUUUGAUGCAGGACCACGGGCUAAAAUUUGAUGACAUCGAAUCGGUUGUUGCACGCACAUAUCGGGCUGCUCUCGAUGUUUUGGGUCUCGGUGGUCGCGGUGAGACGGUCCACCAGAGCAAAUUUACAAUGGGCUUUGUGCUUGCAGUAGCAGCUAGGAAUGGGCAGGCUAUGAUUACGGACUUCACCGAGCAGGGCCUCCACGAUUCGGCCCUGCGUAAUUUUCAGGAUCGAGUCGUUAUGGAAUACGAUGCCGACAUUGACUCCAAAUUUCCCGAGGAAUGGCAAGGAACUGUCAUUGUCACUUGCAAAUCCGGUCAAAAAAUCACAAAGUCGGUUGAAUAUUUGAAAGGAGAUCCUCAAAUUCCAUUGACGAGGUCCGAGCUUGAAACAAAGACUAGAGCGCUUUUUGAGUAUGGUGGAUACAAGGAUGCUGAGCAAGUGGAAACCGUGAUCCAAAGAGCUUGGAACUUGGAACUUGAAAACAAUCUCAUCGGUUUCUCUUUCAAAUAG